GGCGAAGAAGGGGCCGGGUUGGCGGGCGGGCGGGCGGACGGGAGCGGCCCCGGUUCGGUGCGGGCGGAAAACAGCGGCUGUCUGCUGUGGGCGCGGGGAAGCAUCGCGUUGGUGAGGUAGGCCGGCACGGGGCAGGCGGUAACGCUCCCCCGCGCUGAGGGGCUGAAGGCGUCGUUCUGUGGUACGAGGAAUAAAAUGUGGCCCUUCCGGGUCACACCUGAAGAGCAGCCGUGCUUAAGCUACUCCCUUAUUCCAGUCAGCUGUGUGUAAGAACGGGACGUUUUGAAGCAGAAGGAUGAUAUGAAGGAAAACAAAGACAUCUUAGCAGCUGCUUUAAGUGUUUUUGAUGAUGAAGAAGAAAGCAAGUUGUCUUACACAGAAAUCUAUCAGGAAUACCAAGCGCUGGUUGAAAAAUUAUUAGAAGGCUAUCUUACAGAAGUUGGCAUUACUGAAGAGAAAUUUCAGGAAGCUUUUUCAUCUCCUCUUGCAAAGACUCAUACUUCACAGGCCAUUUUGCAAACAGUACUGGCAGCAGAAGAUUUUAGACUAUUUAAAAAAAUGAUGGUACAGAAAAAUAUUGAAAUGCAAUUGCAAGCCAUUAGAGUAAUGAAAGAAAGAAAUGGUGUGUUGCCUGACUGUUUGACAGAGGGUUCUGAUGUAUUCAGUGAAAUUGAACAAGAAGAAAUGAAAAUACUCAGGGAGGUUCUAAGGAAAUCUAAGGAAGAAUAUGAAAUAGAGCAAGAAAGGAGAAGGACGGAAGAGGCACGUGCUAAAUGCAAAUCACCAGCUGUGACCAGUUUUCCAGGAGAUUCAAGAGAAACUGUAAAAGUUAAGGAGUCUACUGAGGGAGCUGAUCGUUCUGAAGAAACUCCAAAAUUAUCAUUAGAGGAAUCUCGGAAACCUGCAAAGGCAGACUUAAAACCAGUCCGCCCAUUGCAGAAAGACCCAGAGAGCUUAGCUCAGCCCACCAGAGGGAAGGAGGACACAAAGAAAAGACCACCUGGAAAACGUGCAGAAAGUGCAGCGCAGAAAGCUGCGACAGAAGGACACAAUACACCAGAACUUGAUGAGCAGCAGCUGAAACAACGGGAAGACUACCUUAAGAAAAAACGAGAUAUGCUGAUAGCUGCAAAGAAAGAGUCCAGAAACAAUAUAAUACCACCCACAAACACAGACCAGAAGGAGGAGGAACCAUCUCCUAAAGAGGAAGUUUCAGAAGAGAAGCAAAAAUUACUGCAGAAGAGGAAAGUGCUGGCAGAAAAACUAAAAGAAGAAGUUAUUAAUAAGCGGUAAUUGAGAGAAUUUCAUUGCAGAUCUCUCAAGAGCAGAGGCAUCUUUUAGAAUAAAUUACAUAACCAAUAAUGGAACGGGUUUGUUUUCAAGUAUCUUACACUCGUUUUUAUAGAACUUUCAGACAACUCAUUCUGUACUUUGUAUAAAAUAUUUGAAGUUACGCUGAAAUACAUUGAGGACAGAUUUUCCAAAAUGCUGGAAACUCACUGAUUUUCACUGGAAUGUGCUCAACAGUGAGGCAGUUUCACAGCCUCAGCCACUCAAAAAUAGAGUAAAAGCAAAUACUUAUCUGUUAAAAUAAUAACUAAAAAUGUGAACGAACAGAUUUGAAUAACUUAAAACUUUAACUUUUUCUAAAGAUUAUAGAAUUUGGCUCAUUAGAAUAUCAGAAAUAAACUACUGUUUUGGGGCCGUAAUGGAGUCUGAGUUCACAUGGAAGUGCUACUGUGACCGUCUUGUAUGUGAAGAAACACCUCAUGCAGCAUGAAGUGAGGAGAGCUGGAGGUCACACUGUUGUUCACACCUUCCAGGCAGUUUACCUGUACCUUAGAUCCAAGUUUGCUAUGAAUAAGUUAAAGAACAAAACAGAAGCUUCCCGUGCCAAGUAAGAACUAGGAACAUCACCAGAGCAAUUUGGUUCCAAAGUCAAGUCUUUAAACAAACAAAUCAUUUACCAGUUUGUCUUUGGCAGACUUAAAAUGAAGCACGGGAGAGGAUGUCCUUAGCACGUUGUUGACUGUAACUCUGACAUUAAAAGAAACAGCCCAACCGCUUCAAGUUCCAUGUAGCUUUUUAUUAAAAUAGUAUUUAUAACUGA
Molecule: messenger RNA, 2110 nt
Organism: Gallus gallus (chicken)
Lineage: Eukaryota; Metazoa; Chordata; Aves; Galliformes; Phasianidae
Gene: CFAP36
Product: cilia and flagella associated protein 36
Exons: 10
Coding region: 301-1293 (330 amino acids)
Cellular component (GO): axoneme; ciliary base
Source: RefSeq, a predicted model, not a curated record